Molecule: messenger RNA, 1619 nt
Organism: Carassius auratus (goldfish)
Lineage: Eukaryota; Metazoa; Chordata; Actinopteri; Cypriniformes; Cyprinidae
Product: mitogen-activated protein kinase 14A-like
Exons: 13
Coding region: 257-1336 (359 amino acids)
Biological process (GO): protein phosphorylation
Molecular function (GO): MAP kinase activity; ATP binding
Source: RefSeq, a predicted model, not a curated record
GUCUGUCUGGAAACAAAGCAGAGUUUACCAACGCAAUACAGCAUGCUCUGCUGAAGAGGAAUUUUUUUUUUUUUUGAAGAUUCAAGUUUGCAAGAGAACAAGGACCCUCACCUUAAUCACGUGACGGUGAAGGCGCGUGGAGGUGGGCGUGUCCUCGCGCGCUUGACUGGCGCUCACCUGGGUCACAGUGAACCAUCCGAGGGUCGAGCAGUGCGCUUUGACGGAAGUGGACACGCAGAGUAAGGUGGACGUGCUCAUGGCUUCUCCUCUGAAAGCGGGGUUCCACAGACUGGAGAUCCAGAAAACCACAUGGGACGUUCCUGACCGCUACUCCUCACUCAAGCCCGUUGGCUCUGGAGCCUAUGGGACAGUGUGUUCUGCAACUGACCAGAAGACAAAGGAAAAGGUGGCCAUUAAAAAGCUGUACAGACCGUUCCAGUCUCUGAUCCAUGCUAAACGUGCCUACAGAGAACUGCGCCUGCUCCGUCACAUCCAGCACGACAACGUGAUCUGCCUCCUGAAUGUCUUCACCCCUGAUUCCACGCUGGAGAAAUUUGAUACUUUCUAUAUGGUGAUGCCGUUUGUUGCUCAGGAUCUCGGGCACAUAAUGAAGAGAAAACAGUUAACCAGCAAAGUCAUCACAUACCUGUUUUAUCAGAUUCUGCGAGGACUCAAGUAUAUUCAUUCUGCUGGGAUCAUUCAUCGGGAUCUUAAGCCUAGUAACCUUGCAGUGGAUGAAAACUGUGAAUUAAAGAUCCUGGACUUUGGACUGGCGAGACACGCUGAAACGGAGAUGACGGGUUAUGUGGUGACUCGCUGGUACAGAUCCCCUGAAGUCAUUUUCAACUGGAUGCAUUAUACUCAAACAGUUGAUGUUUGGUCUGCUGGCUGCAUCCUGGCCGAGAUGAUAACAGGAGAGGUGCUUUUCCCAGGCACUGACAGUAUUGACCAGCUGAAGAAGAUCCUCAGUUUGACAGGCACUCCAAACUCAACGCUUGUUCAGAAAAUGCAAAGCAAAGAUGCACAAUCAUAUGUCCGCUCCCUUCCAGUCCAAAAGAAAAAGGCCUUCAAAGAGGUCUUUUCUGGUAUGGAUCCUAACGCCAUUGACCUGCUGGAAGGCAUGCUGGUUUUAGACCCGGAGGUCAGACUUACGGCAAAAAAUGCUCUUUCGCAUCCAUAUCUUUCUGAGUUCCACGACCCUGAAAACGAGCCUGUGUCUCCUGCAUAUGAUGACUCCUUUGAGAGUCUGGAUCUGGCCGUCAGCGAAUGGAAGAGUCUUAUCCACAUGGAGAUCAUGACAUUUGACCCGGACAACCCCAGAGCGACUGCAACAUAACACCUCAUAUUCACAUCAGGAGAACAGCACUCCAAACAAUCAAACACACUGAUCGACUAUUGUCUGCUUUUUUAUCAAAUGUCUUUAAAACCUGUUGUUUUCAAGCACAGUUCCACAGUUUUUCAUCCUUUUUUUUGUUUUGUUUUGUUAUCAGUGUUAACUAGAUAGAUAUUGACUCUGUCUAAGUGUGUAAACCAACUUUUAAAGAUUUUUUAAGAUAUCAAGUAUUUUAAGAUAAUCAAGUGAAGAAAGAUAAAAGUGUAAAAAAUAAAAAAUAAACAUU